CUGGCGGUUGGUGCGGGAGUGUGUUCGGCUGUGAUGCGGUGUUGUGCUGCGAGGCGAGGCGGUGGAUAACAAAAAAACAGUGUGGCCCUGCGAAAGUUAUGUCUCUGGAAUCGCGUCCCAGCAAUUCGCUUUUCAAGCGAAAAGAGCAACUCAAGCGCUGGGAGGACUCCGAGACGAACCGCGUGAGUGCCGAGCCCCCUGCGGACAAGUCUCCCAGGAUCAAGUUCAGCGAUGGAUGUGUUUUCCUCGCCGCCUGCGCCGCCGGAGACACCGCCGAAGUCGAGCGACUGCUCGCCGUUGGUGCCGACAUCAACACGACCAACGUGGACGGGCUCACCGCUCUGCACCAGGCGUGCAUCGACGACAACAUGGGGAUGGUGGAGUUCCUCGUGGAGCAUGGCUGCGACCUCAACCUCGGCGACAACGAGGGCUGGACGCCGCUCCAUGCUACGGCCUCCUGUGGCUUUGUCAGCGUGGCCAGGUACCUGAUUGAGCAUGGAGCGGAUGUCUCCCGAGUGAACAACGAUGGCGACCUUCCCAUUGACAUCGCCGAGUCUGAGGAGAUGGAAGAGCUGCUUCAAGCCGAGAUUGACAGGCUCAACGUGGAUUGUGAGGCGGCUCGCAACGAGGAGGAGCGGCUCAUGUUGGAGGAUGCCAAGCAGAUGCUAAACAACAACCGGGUGCCGGACAAGGUGCAUCCCAAGACGGGCGCCACCUCCCUCCACGUGGCGGCUGCCAAGGGCUACCUCAAGGUCAUGAGUGUGCUAAUUCAGGCCGGUGUGGACCUGAACGCCCAGGACGUGGAUGGCUGGACGCCCCUGCACGCCGCUGCGCACUGGGGACAGAAAGCGGCCUGUCGCCUCCUCUGUGAGAACCUGGCCAACAUGGCUCCCAACUACGUGGGCCAGACAUGCUUCGACCUGGCCGACCCCGAAGUGCUGCCUGUGCUGGAGGAGCUUCGCAAGAAGCAGGAUAGUAUGCAGAAGGAGCGUCCCGAAAUCCAGGAGAUCCUGGAGCGGAAAGCACAGCGGCCGCCGCCCCUCAAGCGCCGCACGUCUGUCACGCGCAUGAGCCUCGCCGAUAAGAACAGCGUCGUGGUCAAGGACACCUCGGCCGAGCGCACCGCCAUCGAGUCGCAACUCCUGCUCGCCAAGGUCGACGAAGAGGUCGAACGCAAGUCAGAAGAGCGGGAGAUCCAACUGCACCCAAGCUCACCCGAGGAGCGACAGGUGGCGCGAAAGAACGAGGUGAACCGAGCAGUGAGCAACGCAUACCUGGACGCCGACACUGCAGCCGACAACAAGCCAAAGCCACAGGCGGAGAAGGAAGAGGAGGUGACGCUGGCGCUGAGGAGGCUGCGGCGGCCAAGUCCCGACAACGCGGAGCCGGUCUCCGCGGAGGUGACCGUCGCCCACCCCGGGCUGGCCCCGAGGACCGUCGAGUCACCGCCCGUCACCGUAGCAACCAUUACCAUCGACGACAAGAAGAAAGAGCCCUCACCGCCAACGGAAAUUGUCACGCUUCGAAAACCGCUCCGGGUCAGCGCUGACACCGGGGUCACGGAGGUCACGAGCUCCGCACCUUCCACGCCACCCACCGACAACACUCCGAAAAGGACAUUCGUGCUGCCAGUACGGGACGAGGAAUCCGAAACGCAGCGGAAAGCCCAUGCAAAGAGAGUCCGAGAGACGAGACGGUCGACACAGGGCGUGACGCUAGAGGACGUCAAGUCAGCCGAGCAACAGCUGCUCAAGCGCCAGCAGGAGCUUGAAGACAAAAAAGAGGACAAGCCUCCACCGCCAGCUGUCAUUGGCAUAGCACCUGUUGCCACGACGACCACUACAACCACCACUACCACCACCACCACGACAGAGGAGCUCGUACGGCGGCAUUCCUGGAGAAACAGGGACAAGGAGGAAGAACCACCCGCAGUGCGAGUAGUGCCCAGCAGUCCCGAAACCACCCCCGUGGUGACCUUCUCCAUGCCCAGGACGCGAGCUCCGAGGGGAGUGACCGCCACCGUGGGCUCCGACAUCAGCCACACUGUCACCUUACCUAUUCGACCACGGGGCAUUGUAGACGACACGGCCAUCACCACCAGGGAAGUGGGUGAUGGAGACAAGGACGACACGAAGACUAAUGCGCAGUCGGCGAUUUCAAGGCGAAGGCGACCAAAGCGGAGAUCGACAGGCGUUGUGUACCUAGAAGGGGAUAACAUUGGUGGCCAGGAUUCUCAGGCAGAAAAGGAAGGAUCAGAUAGGGAUAAACUGAGAAUAGGAGCCAUCAACAAUGUCUCCAACGACGCAGAGAGCACUCCAGACACGGUCCGGGGUCGCAGUGGGUCCGCGGGCUCCCUAGCAGAUAGCACCAAGUCCGAGACAGAGUCGCGGCUCAGUGGCAGUGCAGCCAGCCUUCAGGACGAUGACGAGCUCGACUACAAAAAGCUCUACACUGAACUGAAGGAGGACUACAAUAAACUGAAAGGCAAGCUGUCUCGGACGGAGGACGAGCUUGAGACAACGAGGCGUCAACUCGAGAAGGCACAGUUGAACAAUCGGAAUUCACUCAGCGAUGCUGAGAAGCGGGAACGUCGAGCGCUCGAGAGGAAAAUCUCGGAAAUGGAGGAGGAGCUCAAGGUUCUGGCUCAGCUCAAGGCCGAGAAUGCCAAGCUCAAGGCUGAAAACCGUGCGCUGACUCGCGUCGUGUCGAACUUGUCCAAAUGAGGAAGCAAUCUGAACAGCUGCGAGCCGAAAACGCCCGGCUUCGUGAGGAGAAUGGUGCCCUGAUACGAGUCAUCAGCAAGCUGUCCAAGUAGCCCCCUUCCCUUAGCCAUCUUUUCCUCUCCCACUCUUCGUCGGAAGCUGUGCAUCCUUCUGCAAGAACUAUCUCGUCUUCGCUUGUCCAUCGAAUCGUGGCUACGCCACUGUUGUGAACGAAAGUGGAAUGCUCAGUGCUUGUUUGUUCUUCACCAGUCGCCAUUGUUUUUGUAGUUAGCCCACUGCUUCGUUGUCGAUUUGGCCUGCUGCUCUCAAACCGGCUUGCCAAGCGACUCCGUCUUGAAAUGAAACAGUCAACGGCUUCAACAACUUGCCUGUGUAGAUAAUCAAGCUAUAGGUGCACUCACUGGAAGAGUUUUGUGCCCUCUGGUGGUUAGUCCUGUCCCCAAACAGUAAUCGCCUGUCUAGCGCACCUUUUCCUUCUUCAAAGUUGCAACAUGCCUGCAUCUCUAGAGUCUUGAAUAUGUGUACUCUUAGCAGUGCGGCAUGUUGUGUACGACGUGAAAGUCGUACGCAAAGAAUGUUGAAGAAAAGUGCCCACUUAAGAGGAACAAGGUUUUGCGGACAAGCCGAGCACCAUAGACUGCAAAAUGUCGUUGGUAUAUAUAUAUCUUGUACAGAGGCUGAAUUGACAUGCAGUGCCCCAGGAAUGUUGAGACGUGCCUGAAUGUGCUUUCUUUUUAGUGUGCUGUGGCGUGUGGAACCUAAGUGAGGCUUUGGAUGUUUUUGUCGGUGCAUCGGCUCUUAACUUAUGACCUGCUUGGUGUUCAAGCAUCUAAUCCCUCCUGCAAGCAGUGUUGGCAGAUUAUAGCAGCUUUUAAACUUGCCCAAGUGAGAGCUUAGUGUUUUUAGCUGAUGGGUUAAUGUACUGCAUUUGUGAAGGUAUUUUUAAUGGUUAGUUGGGAAUCCUAAGGGGUGAAUUUUAAUAUUUUUUUUGGGGGGGGGGCACUGAAUCUUGGGUUAGCAAACUAAUUUUGAUAUAAUAGUAUAUUGUAAUUAUUUUGCGAUUGAUUGUAUUACAUUGAAAGAAACCCAAUUAGUAAAAUGAUGAAUAGCAUACACCAGCAAGUAUAAUUAGGUCGAAUUUCUGCUGCCACAAGUGCCACGUUCGUUGAAACACCACAUUGGAAGACUCAGAAUGGCUCCAGUUUUCUAGCGAACUGUUGUAUUGGUGGACUAAACAUUAUCACUAUCGGCAAGGUUGUAAAAUCCUGCAGGCCUGACACCAUGGAAACUAUGAGGUAACAUCAAAAUGCACACCUUGCAGUCGCUAUUUCAAGGCUAGCAGGCAAGCUGGUAAACACUAAAAGCAUCCCUGUGUUUCAAAACACCACCUAUAAAAAGUCUUCAAGAUGCCUUUCCAAAGCCAAUAAUGAUAAUGACACGAGACGGUCGAGAAUAAACCAGAACAAGCAGCAUUCACACAAAUCAGCUGGUAAAGCAAAUGAAGUUCUAUGCCUAGUGUGAAGCAUCGACCAGCUUAUAAAUGUCGCAUAUUUUUGUGUAGUAUUUUUUAAUGACAUGCAGGGAGAAAAUUUUAUUUUUUAAAAGUGAAAUGUUAGCAUCUGUAAUAUCAAGCAGUUAGAAGAUAGUAGGCUAGCACUAGUUACUCAGUUGCUUAGACAAGAGCGCAAUUAAUAGUGUGGUUAUAAUGUUUAGUGACUAAUUGUUUGCUAAACCACAUUUCUUGACUCUCUCGAGUUCAUCUUCGUGAAAGUUCACUGUAUAGCAGAUGCUAUAGUGAAACCUGGUUGUACAAUUAUAAUUCUGAGGUUGUCUCGCAGCUAGACGAACGAUUCGUGAACACGGUCAGUUUAACAGUGGGCAAACAUAAUUAGUUAAGAGUACAUGUGAACAGUCUUUGACACUACUUCCCUAGAUUUGACUUUUCAGUAUCACAUAAGGUAUCUUGCUCAAUUCAGUCUGUUUUGAGUGAAACAAUCGCACUAAAUGUGGCCGCACUGCCUGUGAGGGGAAUUAGCUGUUGUUUGUCUGACCACUGCUGGACGGAUACUGUGAGGAUUGUAUGCGUGCACCCACUAGAAUGCGUUAUGGUGCCUCUUUGUCACGCUCGGCUGCCUCUUGUCAUUUUAGGUUGAAAACUGCUAUAAUGCUUGUAACAAAUGAACCCAGCACUGGCCGGUAGGAACAAAUAAAAAGCCCUGUGAUAACCGACGCGAGAUUGCAGUUCUGUUUGGCACCGACGUCAGUCAAGCAUUCGAAAUGGCAUCCUGCAUCGAAGCCUCGGCAGCAAGGAGGGGCAUGUUGAUCGUUGCAUGUGAGAUAAUGUGCACAUUGAGUUCUAGCAGUAGUGCAAGGUCUUAGUUGAAUGGCUGGAGAUUGUCACAAUAGCUUUUUAUCCCCCCCCCCUGUAUGCCUGCAUUUCUCGACCGCUGUAGAGUAAUCUCGUUUUUUUUAACGUGGAUUGAUGUCUCACGACAGUUUCGGGUACCAUGAACAAGGGCUGAACAGCCAAUUCGUGGACCAGACUGGUCACAAACGUGCUUAUGGGACCGCAGCUUGCUAGCUGCAACUUUGUAGAAAAGAUAAGAGCCCUCACUGCAAAGGUGUCAUGAUAUGAGUGAAUUAGCCAGAGAAGUUUCAUUGCUAGGACUGUGCGUGGUCAUUACUGCGAGAGACCCGUUUCACAUGGCGAUAGAAAAGUGCGUGCACUUGUGAUGCCUCAAUUGCGGAGAUAUGAGACACCUGUCUCCAUGGGGAACAUGAUCUUUGCAGCACCCUGAUCUUGUUGAGAGAGUGUGGAAGCUCCUUCCUUUUUCCUUUUUUCCAUGCGCAGAGCAUUGAACGAAGCACUGUUUAUGAGAUUUUUUGAUAGCCACAACCCUUUGUUUCCUCCUUUUGGUCUAGUCUGAUGUACAUGGGUUGCUUGUACUGUUGCUCAUCUGUAGCCCAACAGCUUUCAUCCUUUAGGGGCAUAUGCUUGCUUUUUAGCUGUUGCAAGACAAACCUUGCUUAUUAGUAGGCCGAAUGUCAGCAGAUUGAAAACUGCAAUGGUGGCGCAAUGAUGGUCUUGCCUGUCAUUGGCUCUUAUUUUGUCCAUCUGGGAGAGUGAAGUUCAAAUCACAAGCGUGACAGUGUGUUUAAGUUACACUGGUAAAUUUUAUGAUGUUUAAUGCUUAAGUGCAGUCAUGUGUAGUAGAGUUCAAACCAGGCCGCCACCCUUUCGUCAGCUCUUUUUCUGUGGGCUUGCAUUUUGUCAAUUCAAAGUUUUGUCGGGUUUGAGGUCGCUAUUGAAUGGUUACCACGCUCUUUUGUCUUUUUUGAUCCUACGUGAUAAAGUGUGUCACUUUGCAGCAUUGCACUUCCAAAGCUGUCAAUUAAUUUGAAAAAUUGGUUAUUUUCAUUCUUAUGCUCCUUGUAAUUUUUAAUUUCUCUCGAAGUUGUGCUGCAUUCCAGUUAACUAGUUUUACAAAGUGGGGCUGUCAGAUUUGUGUCUUUACUUUUUUUGCUGCUGUAUGCUCACCAAGCUUCGCUGAUUUUUACGGCACGAGCUACUUUAAACUACUUUUUCUUUGGUGGAAUAGUUGUCAAACACAACAAUCUUGCUUCGAACUAAAGCAUUUAAUUUGUUUAGCUUCAUUUGCACAAGAACAUGCUUGUGCACCUUUAGGCAAUUUGGUCGCCCAAAUAUUUUGUUUUUCAAGGUUCGUUAGUGAGAGUAUUUAUAGCAGGAGGCUUAGGAAGCAGUAAUGAAGCUUUUUGUUGUCUCAAAAAGAAAAUGAGAAGCCCAAUUUUAAAGCUUUACUAUGUUCCACUAGAAUGUGGAAUCAUCUUGGCACUCCCGUUCUUGCUGCUGUUGUAUGAUCAAUGUGGGUUUACCACAUGCUAUAUAACUAUAUUAUGGAGAAAUAGUUGGUGCAGAAAUUUAAGGUCAUGCAUGAGUUGUCAAUGGAUUACCGUUACUUGGUCUUUGUUUUCGUCACACUUGCUUAUUGGGACAACUUGGCCACAUUGCCGGACACCUAAACUGUGAACGAGAAACUAUGUUGUCGUGAACAACCAUUUGCAACCUGUGAGACCCAUCCCCCCCCCCAGUGCCAUGAAAUCUUUGUUCCUAAACGAGCUGUUAUAGAGAACAGCUUAGACGAUAUCUACAACCUUUCCCUUCCAUCAUGUCUUGGGCCUGUUGCUUCAUUUGUGCAAAACUUGAUGUCAUGCUCUUUUAGAAGAAACGUGUACGAAAGUGCUACGCAGUUGUGUGUCACUUUGUUUCAAGUGCCCACAUCUGUUGGGUGACUGCCACGAACAAAACGCCACUCUCGGCAAGAUUAUUAAAUCACAGGCCAUCCAACCUUACACAUGUGUGCUCUUUCUCUCCAUUCUGUACAUAUCCUUCCUGCCUGGCCAGCAUUUCAGUAUCUCGCACGUUGCAUCAAGUCGCGUCGCGCUGCGCACUAUGGUGCCUUGGACUUUACAGAGCCGGUGAGGUGUUAUAGCCCAUUUUUACUUAAAGAUGUCUUUUUCGUAUGAUGCGUAACUUGACCGCAGAAGUCUCGCAAAACUCAUAGUACAAUGAAAGUGUCGUAUUUUAUGAAAAAGUCACGAUUAUGGUAGUUGAUGAAGCUGCUUCUUUUUUAUAGUGCAUUCACCGGCUGGUGACUGCCUGCUGCGUUGUUGUUUGUUUUGAUUGCAAAGAAUAUAUGUGUAUGUGUGCACGUGUGAUGCUGCGGUUUGUUAAACUGGCUAAGCGCUGCCAAGGUAAGAUGUGGAAAAUCGCAGACUUCCGCAUUCUAGAAGAACGGGACAGUGAAGCACUUUUCCAAUGUGCACGUUAAUAUAUUUAUUUAUGAAGCGCCUGCACACGUGGACUGCAGUGUUUUACCCAUGCUGUGUUUUUCUUUCAGUUUAUUAUCCCACCUGCCCCCUUCUCCCAUUCCCUCUUGCUUUAUAUAUUCCUUGGACAGAACGAUCUUCGCUGUGCCUGUGUUGUACGAAGUGUUUUACUGAAGUCGUGGGCACUCAUUCUUGCGAAGGAAUUUGUCGCCUCUCAGAUGAGUGUUUGUAAUAAAAAGUUUUUUUUUUUU
Molecule: messenger RNA, 7822 nt
Organism: Rhipicephalus microplus (southern cattle tick)
Lineage: Eukaryota; Metazoa; Arthropoda; Arachnida; Ixodida; Ixodidae
Gene: Mbs
Product: Myosin binding subunit
Biological process (GO): signal transduction
Cellular component (GO): cytoplasm
Molecular function (GO): enzyme inhibitor activity; phosphatase regulator activity; protein kinase binding
Source: RefSeq, a predicted model, not a curated record